AUGAUAAAUGAAAAUAAUUCUGGAAAGAAGCUUAGGGGGAAAUUAAAGAUUUUACUGGAGAGAUUAUUUUCAAAUGAUGGGAUUUCUCAUAUAUAUUUAUUGUUGGUAAUCAUUUUGUUGGUUAAUUUGGGCAUAGGAUUAUUUUUUUGUGGCCGUAAUUUGAAUAAAGAAAGUGAGUUAGUUUCUAGCUCCAUAUUUGACAUAAAUAUUAAUUUUCCCAAGGGUGAGAAGGAUAAGAAUACCAAUAACUCAAUUUACCUCCCAAGAGAUGAGAUUUCUAGCCAAAACAAGUCUCAAAGUUCUAAAAGUACAACUACUACAACUACUAAAACCACUACUACUACCGAAAGACCUUCUGCUAUUACGACAGCUUCUACUACUAAGACUGAAACAGAAAUCUACACUGUUCAGAGUCCGACAAAUAAUUCGGUUCCAACUUGUCUUUAUUCAAGCAAGUUUCCCACAAAAUAUGAUUUAAAUGGGUUGUUAUUUUGGAAUGUUUCCUCUGACACAUAUAUAUACUGGGGUUACCAUAACAAGACAGGAUCUGUGUAUAUUUUGGGAAACAAUAGGCAAAUAGAUAAUACAAUACAAUUUUCGGAUGAGAGUUCAACUACAAAAGACAAAUUUGAUUAUGAUCAACCAAAGUUAAUUGAGUUUAAGGAAUCUAAGAUUGGCUCAGAGGCAAAAAUUGGUCAGAUUAAUACUUCCAACGUAAUUGCAAUUGGCAAAAAAACUUUACCUUCAUAUUGGUAUAUGAAUUGGGUAGAACAAAGCUCAUCGAAAUCGAAAGAAACAUUCAAACCACUUUUUCAACCUUGUCUUGGAAGCUUGUAUACUUACAGCAACAACAAUUUGCAAGGGUUUUUUCAGGAUCAAGGUGUGGUUUACAUGUGCGGUUUUAGUAGCUAUACAUUGGAAAAAGAUUUAAUAGAGUUAACAAACAUUCCUUUUGUCAGAAUUAGCACAAGUAUUCAAGACGAUAACAAGUAUUUGAGUUUUGUUAAAAGUAGAUCUAAAAAUAGAAUCUACAGAUUAACGAUCAUAAAAUGUCAGGAAAAACAAGGAAAUUAUAAUCAAGUGUUAACUUAUUCAUUAAACCUUAGCAGAUCUGUGAGGGAAGAGGAUUGUGAUGCAAACAGCGGAUCUUGGCUGAUGUAUAAAUCUGGGGGAUCUUUAUUUACAAUUAAUAAUGGGGUAGGAGACUGGCAAAUACGUACAGAAACUGGCAGAUUUGAGUAUUUAAAGGAGACAGGCGAAUUAAAAAGAGAACCAUGUUUUCCAAAUUGGUGGAGUACUUAUGGAGGUGUAACAUCAAAACAGUACGUGCCAUCAACAUAG
Cryptosporidium ubiquitum is the source of this 1341-nucleotide messenger RNA. RefSeq lists its product as uncharacterized. The transcript is spliced from 2 exons. The coding region runs from base 1 to 1341 and encodes 446 amino acids. Lineage: Eukaryota; Apicomplexa; Conoidasida; Eucoccidiorida; Cryptosporidiidae. The record is from RefSeq and is a predicted model, not a curated record.